Leptopilina heterotoma is the source of this 8878-nucleotide messenger RNA. RefSeq names its product ectopic P granules protein 5 homolog (gene Epg5). The transcript is spliced from 21 exons. Lineage: Eukaryota; Metazoa; Arthropoda; Insecta; Hymenoptera; Figitidae. Gene Ontology annotation, biological process: autophagosome maturation. Gene Ontology annotation, cellular component: cytoplasm. Bases 438 to 8141 code for a protein of 2567 amino acids. The record is from RefSeq and is a predicted model, not a curated record.
GAAAUGUCUUCUGCUUCAACUAUUUAGACAGAAGAGAGAAAAAAACAAAAACAAAAGUUAUAUUACAAUAGUGUUAAUCUAAAUUUAUUAUGACUCAACCAGUGUUCAGUUAUGAUGAAAGUAAUCGUAUUAAAAUAAAGAAAAAUAAUAUUAUCAUUACAAAGGAUGCCAUUUCUUUUUAAGAAAAAUCAAUUCUUUAUACGCAUUGUAAAAUCAUGUGAAAAUUUUAAUGAUUCACAAUAUCUACAAAUAUCUUUUUCAAGUAAAAUAUAUUGAUAAUAAUCAUAUUGAAAAGAAUUGAUAAAAUAUUUGCAAUGUAACAAAACAAUUGACGUUGUUUUUUUGCAACUUUGCAAGUACGUACAACAUAUAUCAUAUACACGUACACUUACAAAUUAAGAAUCUAAGUUAGUCAAUCUAUUUGAAAAACAGCUGUGAUGGAGAAACAAAAACCACGACAGAAAAAAAAGAGAGAUCGUGCUCGAUCUUCUCAUUUGGUGCGUGAAAUACCCGAUGCUCCAACUCUGGAAGAAUUUGAAUGCCUACUUGGGGAGUCGCCAACAAAUUAUCCUCGAGGUGAAGGUAUUGAAAAUAUGGAAAGUGAAUUACAUUCAGCCGCAAUAGACACUGAGGUAUAUGAAAACGAAAAUUAUAAAGUUGUAAUUGUGGAAGAAGAUGAGUUGCCUUCUGCUAAAGUUAUUCAAGAACGUACCGUACAUUUUAUAGAUGAAACAGACACAGGAAUUCCCACAGCUUCAGCACCAGUUGAACAAGCUGAAUCAAAUUCAGAACUGGAAGAAAUUAGAAUCAAUGUCUCAACGAUUAGAAUGGAGGAUACAUUCCCAUCGGCUCCUAUUAUCGAGAAUUAUAUUGGAGAGCAAUCUCUCCAAUUUUCGUCAGAAGCGACUAAAACUCUGAAAAAAGAACAUCCUUCAGGAAAAUUAAGUUUGAAAGUACAACCAUCAAUAGCGGAGAAAAGUAAAUUAAAGGAUGUGAAAAAGUUGCAACCUUUUACGGAAACACAACUGGCUGCACUUUACAGUAAUGAAGAAUUGUCCCUUGUUGAAAGUUUCAUUAAUGAGUUUGUGGAUUUCCAACUUCGGGGUCACAGUAUUCGACAGCAGCACAGACUUCAAGAACUCGUCAUGAGUUAUCUACGUGUUCAGAAUCAUUUGACUGUCAACUCUCACGAAUUAGAAACUUUGAAAAAGUCUUGUAAGGAUAUUCAGAAGCAACUGUGGUGUUUGGAUAAGGCUGGAAUCACGGAAUAUGGCGAAUGUCAGGAUGGGAAUCCCGUGAACGCGAGUCAUGAAUAUUCGGUUGCUCAUUUUAAUCAAAAAACCCUAGCGGCCCUGACGAAAAAUCUCUCUGCUAUUAAAGAGUCCUUACAUAAUACACACGCGUUAUAUUGCUACGAAUCGGAGACACUGAAAUUACAAAUCGAGCACUACAUUCAGAGAGUUUGUAUUUCUUGCAAGGACUUUGCUAAUUUGCGGCAAAACGCACCGAUAAGUUUGGAGCCUUUUCAGAUUUCCUCUCACAUGAUGCCACAACUUGUAGAACUUCGAAUGUGCAUAUCGAUUUUAUUUUACUUUCAAAGACGAGCGUUGAAAGAUGGAAAAUUCGUGACUGACACUAGGGAUUGGUUGUCGAAAUUGGUGGCUAUUUUGUUGAGAAUAGCGACCUGGCAGGAUCAUUUGUUUUUACUGAACCAUGUUCUGAGGUGUCCGGGAGGAGUGACUGGUUGGGCGAAAAGUUACAUUCAAAUUCCGGUUCCGUCGAGGAAUAGAGGUUUCAGUUCGUCGCCUCUAAACGAUCCCUAUUUGGACCACAUUGUCGCUACUCUGGCAGUUAUUCUCCUGCCAGUGAAGGAGAGGAAUCAAUUUUUGGAGCAGGUUCAAAUAUCUUUACAAGAGACUGGAAAUACGGGAGAUACGGUUUGGGUAAUGUUGGACGAAGAGGGAGAAGAGGACGAGGACAUCGCGAACUGUGGAGCAAAUCUCUUCGAAAGCGAUCUCAUAUCCCUUUUGCAUCAAAUCCCACUCGAUAAACUAUUCGAGCAGAUCCUCUUCAUUGAGCGGCACAACGAUAUGUUUCACCAGGAUGGCAAUGCCGUUACGGAGCAUCACAUCUUGCGGAUUUUUGCCUUCUCCACCGUCAUAGUGAGACUGUUGAAAAAAGGACUCCAGACCUACGACACUCCUCGAUAUCGACAACUGGCAAAAAGAUUAAGUGCCUUAAUCAGAGAUACGGUGCAGUACGCAAGUGACUUGUGGGAGUUAUUCGACAAGACGAAAAUCACCGAUGAUUCAAUGUUGACGAGAAUACAAUUAGAGUACGACUAUUUCUUUCUGAGAGCCACUCUCUGUAUUUUCUCCUCUCGAAGACUUGGAGCUUGGCAAUACCUUGCCGCUAUUCCUUAUCAUAUUGUCUCUUCCAGUAUGCUCUGGAAAAUAUUUUACAUUUUGCAUACAGAUUCGGCUAUUGCUGACCUUCCUGAGUUCGAAAUGUCUGCCUCGGAAUGGGAAUCGGAACUUAAUUCUUCGAAGCUCUACGAUCAGUUUGAGGAGAAGCUGAGUAACAUGCCGGGGGAUGAGUCCUAUUUUUUACUGACUACGUUCGCUAAUAUGGCGAUUGCGAGAUCUGAGGACGAUUACGAAUUUGUCCGAGCUACGACUAUUGAUCUCUUUCAAAUCGGAUUUCUGAGUAGAAAAACUCAGGAGACAUGUUCGAAGGAUGCGAGAUCUUUGUUGUCGAAUUUGACCGAUAAGUAUUCAUCACUUUUGUCGGAUAUUCUCUUGAAGCUGAGGGACAAUUUCGUCUCCGUGGGAAAAUUGAGUUUGUACUUGUUCACCGAGUUGAGGAUUGAAAAAUGGAUUCCACAGACUGCGGAUCUAAAUGUAAUUUCUGCUUGGCUGCUGCAGUACCCGCUGUCGACGACUGAGAACCACUUGGCACGAUUAGUUCUCUCGCAUCUUAACUGGGGCAUAGGGGAUAACGACGACGAUGACAAUAAUCUACAUCUUCCAACGAGUGUACACCGUCGUAUUUCAUUACUCAUGGUCGAACUUUCGAAAAAAUACAUUUUGGACAGUCCUGGUCAGAGUGCUUCUCUCUUGGCCGAGAGUGUGAAGCAAGUUUCGUCGAUAGUUCGAUCGCAAAGUAACGAGCAAGCAUUUUCCCUCUGGAUCUGGGAAAUGGUGUCGAAAUUGCGACUUCAUCGACUGGAGGAAUCGGAUGCAGUUAGUCAGUACUCGAUAAUAAACCCCGGAGAAGCUUUCUCCCACGUGCCUGAUUUGGAUUCCGACCCCACUUUGGAGAUUUUAGUCACAAUUCUGAAAGAGAAGCAACCACUCGCCGCUUUUGUAGCACUGAGAAUGACACUCUGGGGACAUUCCAUUCCUCUAAUUUGUUCCAAGGGCUUCGAUCAGUUGCAAAUACUGCAAUCUUAUCACAAAUACGAACAAAUGUUACACGCUCUUCACAAUAUAAUUCCACUAUUUUUAAAUUGUUCGGAAUAUUUGCUUAAAAAUGAAAAGUUUUUCAGCCUGGUGAUAGCUUUGAUCACUGCCGACAGAACGUAUAUGAAAAUAGCGAAAAAUCUUAUUGCUCCGGAAUUUCCUGGCAGUAUUCUGAAACUAUUUUCUAGUAUGAUUGAAUCUCAUUUGCACAAUUAUAAAAGAUACUGCUUACAAACUCCUGAGCCUUUCGUAAGACUGUGGUUGAAUAUUCUUAUACUGAUACCAGACUGGAAUCGGGAUCAAAGUGUACUUCAUUUAUUAGACACUAUAAUACGUGCCUCAUUUUUUUACAUUGAUGCAAGAACGACAACAGAGAUUACCUUCCAAAAUCUCUUUUCCCUGUCACUCGUGAAUGGUAAUGAGAAUCUUUCAACUGGGAAAAACUCAAGUUCCUUUGGUUCUUUCUUGAAUUGGGCGAUGGGUUCGUCAAAUUGUCCGAGUCUUCUGGAAGGAUCUAUACAGUCAAUUUGGGUAGCUUACAUUAUUUUGUACACGGAGCAAUAUGAAAGAGAGAUAAAGACAAACUUGUGGAAAGAGAUUCUACGCGAAUUGUGCCUACAAACAAAGACUUCAUUGGACUCUGCUCUUAAGAAAGCUUUUGCUACUGUCAAAGUUCAACCAUUCAAUGCAAAUAGUUUGUCCAUUUAUCGUUGGUCCCAACAAGCGCUCGACACACCUCUAGAUCAUCCUCUUUUGUCUCUCUUGUGGCAGAAUUUUUUUUCUCUUCUGCUGGGCAGACCUCCAUCUACAUCUGGAGUCAUUGACCACGGUGGUGUGGGUGAGAAAUUUUUCGAAGGAAUGAUAAAUCUAAGCUACCUGAAAAAAGUGAAGAAGAGAUUGCACGACACUGUCGAAUAUUUUCAAAUGAAAGCCGAAAACGAUCUGGACAAUGGAAAUUUAAUUACCGACGAAAGAAGAAUAUUUUAUCUCGAUAUGGCGAAAUUUUACAAAACAAUGACCUUGUGGCUUGAAGAGCCAAGACUGCAGGAAUCUGGCCUCUAUCUUCCAGCUCUACCUCCGCAAUACAUGUCACAAAAAUUAAUGCUCCUUCUGCAAGGAGACAGAAAUCCUUGGUUAGAGUAUUUGGAUUAUUUUUCGGUGCAACAAGGCCAACAAAAAGCAGUGUUGGAGUGGCAGCUUAUGACCUUCCAACAAACGGAUUCUUUCAAAAAGUCCACUCGCAUACCUUCAACUCCCUUGGAACCUGCGGAUCCUCAGCAAAGGAUAUUUCGAAGACUAAAUAGUUACGAGCAACCUGUACCUUCUCCGGUGUUAAAUCGAAAUAAUCCUGUCUUGCAGCCUAUUCCCAGGGAUUGUUUGUACAAUUCCGAUUCAGUAAUUAAAUUAAUAAAACCACAUUUCAAAGUAAUUUUGGACUACGCUCAGACUUUUAAUCUAAUGGUCUCGGAGCACACGGCGGUGGAUUGUAGCUUUUUGGAAUUGGUCCCGACUCUUUAUAGAGAAGUGGAAAAUUACGUUACACUUCAUGCUCUCUGCGAUACGACGUCUUCGAAUCAGAAACGUUCACGAUCAGGAACUCCGCCUAUUGUUCAUUGUGCAGGUCCGGCAGUCAUUCGAGUCAAGAUUUUAGAAGCUCGUGUCAGUGAUGGAGUGGAUGAAAUGAUAAGUCAAAAUAGAGCAGAGUACGAAAAUCUUUUGGUGAAAGCUAGUCAACCACCUCCGAGUAAAGUUACCCUAGGUUGUGUUAUUGCUGAUCAUUUGAUGGCACUACUUGAACACGAAUUGAAUCUCAAUCGUACCACUGAGAAUACAUCAGUUUUGCGCAAAGUGCAAGACAGUGGUGUUAAAUUGUUUUAUUACCUAGUCGAGCUUUACAGUGAGGAGGCUUCACUGUGUCCGCCUACAAAGCAACUAAUCACAACGUGCAUCGAAAAAUUAGGACAGCUGUUUAUAAGUGGAGAAGAAAGUCAAGGGACAGAACUUCUAAAAGCAAUAAUUGAACGACCUAAUCUCGGAGGACUUUUGGGUCCUCAUUUCACUCCCGUUGCUGGUGGAGCUUCGUCAUUUUUACAAAUGUACCAAACUGUUGUUGAAUUGUCAACGGGUUCUAAUGUAGAUUUAUGUUUCGUUCUUCUUUCCAAGUUUGAUGUUGGAAGUUGGUUGAACUAUAGACGACCGAGACUGAGUGAAAGAUCAACAUUUAUAGAAUUAGUGUCACGGGCUUUAUGUAACAUUGGCUUAAAUCCCGAAGAAGAUAAACAAAUACUGCAUGAGUUGUUCCGAAAUCAUCUUCGUCUUGUGCUGCUGCACGAAUUUCCAGAACAUUAUGGCGAAGUGCUGAGUGUUAUUUUGCGGGGAAGUGAAGGACAGUGUUUGUCUUUGGAUGUUUGGCGAGACUUAUUGGGAGCUUUGAGUGGAAGAGCGAAAUCGGCUCCUCCGAUGCAUGUCUUAAAAGUUAGAGACGAGAUUCGUCGUUACGCUACCGAACAGAAAAUGCUUUCUCGACAAGAAAUGAACGAUACGGCAGUACUCCUAAGCAAACAUUUCAUGAACGAGCGUCUACAAUACGGCUUGUAUGGUUUAUAUCCGAAAUACCGAGUUUAUAACGAACCUUUAACCAUAUUUCUCGGAAUGGUGGGUCACGCUUUAGUUGUCCUGACCCUUCAGUCGGACAGAGGCUCAUUAGCUGAUCAGUUGUGUGAGAAGAUUUGGCCCGUAUUGAGUGAGAUGUUCGCCCCUUGGAUAACUCCCUACUGGACGAGAAAUCUACGUGAACCGACGGCAGCUUGGAUUCAGCAGCUCACUGACGAUCGUUCAAUCUUACUUCCCUGGAUUAUUGCCGAUGGUCCUUACGCCAACAGAACUGUUGCUAUGUUCAUAGAAUGUAUACGCUUCAUAACCGACACAAUGCCAGCCUCGAGUAAAAUCCUCUGCUUUCUUUGGCAAUUUUACGUCACCAAUUUCGCUCACGCCUCAAUAAAAGAUCACGUUUUGAAUGUGAUUCACGGCAACUUUUUGUCUUUACCAUGGGAAAGAUUUUCUCCCGGAAUUGGCGAUGUGGAAUUCAUGAUUAAAGUCGUAGAUCAAUAUUUGCCGGACAGUCAUUUAUUUCUCGGAAGUGUCUUUACGAUUAUUAAUUGGCCAUUGUGGAUCAAUCAAACUCUUUCAAGUCAACCAUUGACAGUCUCCGCGAGAAUGCACGUCUGUUUGCUGAAUCUUUUGGUAAAAUUGUCAAAUGAACCGAAUGUCAGACAGAACGAUAAAGCUGUGAAAUUGAUGGAGGAAGCGGAAAAGUUUGCAUGGCACUUGGUAGAUGCUUCUUCGUUUGACCAAGUAAUUAACUGGCAUGUUAUGAGUUGUGAUCCAAGAGUGAUUCUUUCUAUUGAAAAUGAGGUUGUUCACCCAAUUGACGUAGCUGUCAAUAAUUUAUUAAAAAUCGCCGCUGCUUAUGAUUCAACAGCAACACAUUUUCAUCCAACGACAUUGAAGAAGCGACAAAUUUAUGUCCGAUCGUCAAUGAAAUUACUGACUAACUGUACAUCUAGACACAAAGCUCUUUUGUCAACAAAUUUGCGAUCUUUCACGAAUGCUCUUUCAAAUAUGCUUGACGAACUUGAAGCAGUUAUUACAAGCACUGUUUCAGAACCCCAACAAGCUGGAGAAGCCGGACUGUUAGUCACUGAAUUGUUACUUUCUGUGAAUCAGAGUGGAGUUUUAGCUGAUCAUUUGAAAAUAAGUUGGACUUCCUGGCUGUCGAAGCGAACAGGAAACAAUCCUGUUGUUGUUGGAAUUUUGAGAGUGAUAGGAGUUGCGAUCGCAUCUCCAUCAAUUUUGGGAGAUAUCAUGGAAGCUGCUUUAGAGGCUUAUUUCAGGCAAAAUGUUGUCGAAGAAGUUCAACCCUCUUGGGCUGCUGUACUUUCUGUCUUACAAACUCUCGUACCUCGUCAACCACCAGUGGAGGGAGUUUUAGUAGUGGAAGGAAAACCUCUAGCACUCUAUGCGAUUCUAUUAAAAAAAUUGCCAACUUGUAGAGAUAUUAGGGAAGAAGGAAUGCUGCUGACAAAUCUGGUUGAUUGGAUCACUGCCAUAAAACCUGUGGAAUCGUUCGAGAGUAAACUUCCACUUUUGUGGGCGAAAGCUUUGGAGUUGAUUUACAGACAAUGUCAAUAUAGUGAAAACAUGACAGUUGCAGUGAGAGCCUUAAAGGCUUUAGCUAGAGCACUACUUACAGUUGCAGAUGAUGCUGGUCAAGGCUGGGGAAUUUUAGGAGCAAUCGGUCUUCGAAAAGGAUCUCAGAUAACAAUUAGAUGUAAGUAUUUGAGUAGAGCUGUGAGCGUCUACUGUUUAGCUCAAAUGCCGGAUUCAAAAUCGGAGCAACAAGUUUUGAGGUUCACGCCACACUCUCCCGGUGUGGCUCCAUUGAGAUCAAACGAUUCGGACUUGAUGGAAGUGAGACCAAGUAACGACGCUGUCAAAGCUAUGCAAAGUCUCGAAGCCCUUUUACUCAACAAACAAUAUCUCGAACUAAAAGGCGAUAUCGAACAAGCCAUCCGGUUAAUUAGAGAUUCCGCCAAUUCUCUUCACAAUGCCGUUGCCGUGGUGGGCACACUGACGGGUGAAAUUUAUAAUCAAAGGUAUCUACACGUUUUGACAGAUUAAUAAUUAUCCGGCUUAAUUACCAUUAUACCAGUGAUUUAAUCUUAUUUAGAAUUCUUCGCAUCUAUUUUUAUUCGUAUUGUCCAUAUCUAGUCAUCAUUUGUUACACGAUGAAAAUAUUUUUUAAAAAAUAUCACACUAAUUAUUUAGAUAUUAAAGUACUUUGAUACUUUAAAUGUUUAUUUUGAUAUAAAUAUAUAUGUUGUUGAAAUCUAUUCACAUAUUUAUUAGGAAUAAGAUGUGAUAAACUGAUACAUUUUAAUGUAUUUUCGUUAAAUCGAUUAAAAAUCGAUAUUAUUUUUAUUUCGUAGUUAAUACUAAGUUUAUAAGCCUAGAAAGUAUAUUUGUACAUUUUUUUUAUAUAAAAGUUGUUCAAGUUUGUGGUUCCUAAAAAUAUCUUUUUUAGUAAAUAAGUAUCAUGUCAAGGGAUUGAAAAACUAUGCAACAGUUUUUAAAUUUCUUUCAAUUAUUUUCACACGAAACUUGUAACGCAUGAUGGCUAUGGAAAAAAGAAACUAUCUUCUAAAAAAAAAUUAAAACAAUUUAGUCUACUUUCACAAAAAUAGGUACGAAACAGGUAAUAUUUAGUGAUUAAUUAUGUAAAGCGAAAUAUAAUAAUUAGCUUUAGGCAAUUAUUUUUUAAAGUGAUCCCCUACUUUUCAUUAAAUGCGAAAGCUGAGAGCUCGACGAAAUAAUUGUUUGAUCAAAACAUAUAGGCUGUGUAUAAUUUUUUUUUAGUU